Mesocestoides corti is the source of this 300-nucleotide messenger RNA. NCBI's taxonomy places the organism in Eukaryota, Metazoa, Platyhelminthes, Cestoda, Cyclophyllidea, Mesocestoididae. The record is from the annotation of a GenBank genome assembly.
GUUGACUCUCGAGGUAAUGCACCGGUCACCUCCGUUGUGGACGUGACUGCCUCAAACGACUUGAAAACGUUUGAUUGGCCAAUAACCGUGGUCCCCGUUACGGAGGCGCAGCUCACCGACGAGAGCAAGUCCUCUUCCACCGUCGAUGUCUCCAGGGCGCUCAAGUCCUGUGCUGCUGGUUUGACCAACCUGGAGGAAGAGCUUGUUUGUGCGUGUGAGGUGCCUCCUGCAAUUUCAGAAAUUGCCGAUUUACGACAGUUCAAAAAUAAUGUGCUUUAUUCUUCUUCUCCCGUAUGCUGA